Fonsecaea multimorphosa CBS 102226 is the source of this 1620-nucleotide messenger RNA. RefSeq lists its product as uncharacterized. The transcript has 2 exons. NCBI's taxonomy places the organism in Eukaryota, Fungi, Ascomycota, Eurotiomycetes, Chaetothyriales, Herpotrichiellaceae. Bases 1 to 1620 code for a protein of 539 amino acids. The record is from RefSeq and is a predicted model, not a curated record.
AUGGAGCCCAACCAGUCUGCGGGUGCCGCUCCUGGAUUUUGGAGAUAUCUGAUCAAUCCAGACAAAAGCGCAACACUACAGUUCGAACAGCUGUGUCUGGGGUUUGCCAAAGUCAUAGCGACCCUGGAGCCCGGACCUGACAACGAACUCACUCCACCACGUCUCGCCGCAUUCUACCGAGCCGUCGGCGGCAACUACGACUCGCUCUUCCUCAAAUCCUCCGAUGGCGCCCUCUCCUUCAUGUACCAAACUCUCGGCUGCUUUCACUCUCUGCAGCCUACCCCAAGUCCCUUCGAAUCUCCCCGAAUCCCAUGUCUGACCCCGGCUGGAUUUGCUCGUUGGCAAACAAUCCAGCUUCUCCUCUGCCCCGAGGAGAAUGUGGGUUUCAUUCAGAAAGCCGUUCAGCUCUGGAAUGUCCCCAUGCCCAAUGGCGGAACCUACCCAAAAUACAUCCCCAACGACGUCUUCCCGGCCAGGCCAGAUGAAGAGAUGGAGAGAUGGCACAAGCUGGUGACUGGCAAACUGAACCAGGAAAACUACAAUGUGCGGCGCUUAAAAAACUCCCCUUAUCAGUCCCCGCACCUUGAGGCCUAUGAUCGACGAGACGGCUAUUUCUCUGGCGCUCAGACAGGCCGUCCAACAAGGCCUCCACGUAGCAGCUCUCGCGACGACCAAGACCAUCUGACUGAUAUCCAUCGCAGACGGAGCAGUGUACCCGAUUUCCCUUCGCCAUCGGGAGAGAGGCCUUGGGAUCCACGGAAUCAAUACGAAGCAAGGAAGACCCGCAGCCACUCAGCUCAAAGGCCAUCACCAAAACCUCCGUCGCGCCAGCGGUCGCGCACAACCACGGUCCCUCCCGGUCACCACAAGACCUCGUCAAAUAGCCCCUCAAAUCGGAGACAAGGGACUGCCCCAUCAGAGCAGCCCGGGCGACGUCCUUCGUCCGGGUACAACAAUGCGCCGUACCGCUCUCCCGCGCGCAGUCCCUCAACUGUAGACGAAGAUACCGGCAGCGAAGGAAGUUCCGAGGCCUCACAGAUGGGUCGGCAUCAUCGCAGGUCUGACGAAGACCGAAAGAGCCGCCGCUCCUCCUUAUGGGUACCCUCCUUCAUGAAGUCGUCGCACAAACGUCGCCAUUCUUCCGACGCAGGUUACCGCGCACCUGGCCCUGCAUCCAAAUCUUCGCAACCCUUGCGGCCCGAGUACUACCCACCUCGUGCGAUCAAGCCCCCACCCCAGCCUCAACAGCCUUACGGGGGAGGCCGUCCACCGCAAUGGCGUGAAACAGUCUGGGAUAACGACACCCCCAGUACUACUCCCGCCACACCCAUUCCAGAAAAUGCCCAGGCACAGUUUGACCCACGCGCGCCGUCUAUACGUUACCCAGACCAAGCAAACUUCGAACCAUUGACGCGAGAAAGCAGCAGUGGAAGUGACCAUAGGCAACGGCCCUCAGAUUGGGACCGAGGGAAUGCGCAGAGGCGACCGCUACAGCCGACUCCAAGGAUUGCCACCGUAACGGGCGUGCAAGGGCGAAAAUACCCUACCGCCGAUCCAUUGAGUCCCAUCGACCGUCACCGGGCCCAAAAUGGGCGUGGCAACUUUACUGCAACGGCUUGA